Panicum hallii is the source of this 581-nucleotide messenger RNA. RefSeq lists its product as uncharacterized. The record is from RefSeq and is a predicted model, not a curated record. The coding region runs from base 1 to 543 and encodes 180 amino acids. Lineage: Eukaryota; Viridiplantae; Streptophyta; Magnoliopsida; Poales; Poaceae. The transcript is spliced from 3 exons.
AUGGCUUACUAUGCAAUUGCUCCUAUUGUGUGUGCACUCCUCCAACGUGAGCUAUACAUGCACCUAUACAUAAACCAAGUAUGGGACGGGUCAGAUGCUACCCUAGACCAAAUACGUGUGAUAAAUUCAACCAUCCCUGUGACAGGAUUUGGUACGACUGUGGUUCAUGACUGGCCGGUUACUGUUGGAGUUGAGGCGAAUGCAACUGUAGUUGGGCACGCACGAGGUCUGCAUAUCCAAUCUAGUCAUGAUGGUGUUUCUGGUUGGUACACCUCCUUCAUCUUAAUGUUUGAGGAUAAAAGUUUCAAAGGGUCCACACUCAAGGUGAUGGGGAUUACUCCACAAGAUGGUCAGUGGAGCAUUAUUGGAGGGACAGGAGAAUUUGUUAUGGCACAAGGUGUUAUUGACCACAAAAUAGUCAAGCAAGGUAUCUCGAGAAUCUAUGAACUCAACAUCCAUGUGGUGUACACUCCAAUGGACUCUUCAGUGUUUGAAUGUAAUUCGUGGAAGCUCGGGCCUCCACAAGGCGGUAUUGUGAUGUGAGCAUAUAUAUGGGAGUUUGCCAAUGGAAUAUUCUCCAU